Molecule: messenger RNA, 2634 nt
Organism: Paramecium tetraurelia
Lineage: Eukaryota; Ciliophora; Oligohymenophorea; Peniculida; Parameciidae
Exons: 6
Biological process (GO): negative regulation of RNA catabolic process; regulatory ncRNA-mediated post-transcriptional gene silencing
Cellular component (GO): catalytic step 2 spliceosome
Source: RefSeq, a predicted model, not a curated record
AUGGGAGUUGGCUUAUUAUCUGUUUAAGUACUUCCAAUAGCUUAUGGUUUUCUGGAGUAAGACAUUCCUCACUAUGUCAGAACAAAUCAAUAAAGAAUAUUGGGGAUGAAAAAUCAAAAAAAAGUGAAUUCGAUUCUUGAUAGUGUCACAAGAACAAGAGAAAAAUAAACAUUUGAAUAUGCUCGAUAUACUGAGACUGCAUACAUUUAACAAGAAAAAUCCUAUGUGAUAUAACCUCAAUCUAAGCUUUGCAAUGAGGACUUUGUACCUUUUAAUAAUUAAUUGAUUGAAGUUGAUCCUAUCUCCAAAGAUUAAAAGCUCUAAGAGCGAAAUUUAGAAUUAUAAAACUAACUUCAGACAAAUGUGAAUGAUUUAGAUAUUUGGAAAGAAUUUUUAUUAAUUUAAGAAAAAAUUGCAGAAUUAUAAGGCUAUAAUGAACCUUUAUUGUUGGCAAAUCGAAGAUUAUCGAUUUUACAAAAAUUGGAGCAAGUAUCAGAAGUGCUCGCCGAUCAUCCAUGGGUAUUAGCUUAUAAAAUCUCUCUAAUGUAAAAUUUAGAGCUAAGAAAUGAUGAAUUACAUAAAGAAAUAGAUAAUUGUUGGUCUGAGUUAUUUUCAAAAUAUGUUCAUAUACAACCAAUAUGGAUUUUAUUUCUUGACCAUAAACUCAAAACAGAAAUAUUUAGUGCCACAAUGUUAAGAAUUGAAGCUAAUAAACAUAUAGCUAAUUUAUAAAAGCUGAUUAAUGAAACUACAAGGGCACAACUCGUUUAACUAUUCAAAAGAAUUUAUAUCGAAUUAAUAUAAUAAAUAGCUUUUUAUGAAAGUGAAAUGGGUUUUAAAGAAAGAUCUGUUGGAAUUCUUUAAGCAUUAUGUGAAAUGAAUUUAUUUGCUCCUAAACAUUUACAAAGGACCUAUGAUUUAGAAGAAAAAGUUAAAGAAUUUAGAAAUUAUUGGGAUAUGAAUGUGAGAACUGGAGAAUAAAAUGAAUAUGGGUGGAUCGACACACCUGAAUUAAAGGAUGAUUUUAUUGGGUAUUUUGAUUUGAGUCAAUAAAUAUAAGAGCAAGAGGAUUAAAUCUAAUAAUUCCUUUCCUUUUAAUAGUUAAAAAGAUGGAGACCAGCAAAUUAACGUUUUGAUAUAGAAUGGAUUGAGUAAAAUGUUGAUGCAGCAGUAAUUUAUGAAGAUAUUGAACCAUACCUUUACAUUUUCAAUGAUUAAGAAUCUAAACUUAAUCUUGUUAGUAUUUUAUUACAAUAAAUUGGGUAUCCUCCAAUUGAUUCAUAUAUUUUACCUUAAAUAAAUUAAUUUCAUAGUGCUGAUAUGUGUUAUAAUAAAAUUAGCUUUGAUUAUCACUAGAAUGAAUUUUUCAUUAAAUAUCAAAGCAUCUUUUAAUGUAAAUUUAAAAAUAACUUAUCAUAAUUUGUAUAUGUAAAACGAUUACUGGAAAAAGUUUACUAACAGAUUAAUAAUUAGUUUUUAUUGGUGUAUCUAUUUAUGCUUUAUGGCAUUUUAUAUUUAAACAAUGAUAUAAUUGCACCAAAUUAGGUAUUAUAGUAAGAAUUAAAAUCUGGAUUAAAGCAGAUCAAAAAUAUAUUAAAAGAUUAAUAAAAUAAUUUAGUUCUUUGGAUUCUUUACUAAGAAAUAGAAUCACUUAAAAAAUAAUAGUUUCAAGUUCAGCUCAUCUCUUAAAUAAAGCUAUUUGCUAAAUCUAAGAAAUAAAAGUUAAUGAUCCUCUAUUUUUAAUUUAUCCAUUAGAAUUCAUAUGAAACUUCACUUAAUAUAAUAAAAGAAGCACUAACGGCUUAUGGAGAAGAGACAAUUAUUAGUGAGAGCACUUUAGUUUUAAAAUUAAGAAAUCUGUAUAGGCAGUCAAGAAAUAAGUGGUAAAAUAUUGAAUAUCUUUUCCAAUAUAAGAAGGAGAUUUAGCCAUUUUCAUUGUCUAAACGAUCGAUAUUAUUAAUUUUUCUCUUGUUUUUAUAAUAAAAUGCCAUAAAUGAAACUUUAUAAAAUUUGAUGCAAGAAUCAAAGUAAUUAAAAAGUGUUCGUUUCACAGAUCAAUAAUAAAGGAAAAAGAUUUUAAUUAAGUAUAAGAAUGAAAUUUCAUUAAUUUUUUUAAAUCUUUUAAGAUUUUCUUAGGAAAAGGAAGAGAUAUGUAAAGUAGCAUUAAAAUUGGAUUAAGAUUAAAUAAUUUUUUUUAUUACCUACAUUCAUUAUUUAACCAAGAAAUUUUUAUAUUUUUAAAGACUAGUUGAGUUACAAGAUAUAAUUUAAUUGUAAUCGCCCUAAAUAUGUUGGAUAGCUUAUGUACUUAGUCAAGAUCCAAAUAAAUCAUGGUUCUUGGUAGAGUAUUUAAAGAAUCAAACAGAGAAGGGAUUAGCAUAGAUAUAUUGUGAAAGCAACGAUUAAGAAAAUUUUGAAGGCACAGUAAAUUUAAAGUAUAAUUAUAUUUUGGAAUUGAUGUUUAUGGAUUUAUAAAAGAAACUAAAUCCAAACGUAAAACAAAUGUAUAAGAGUCUAAAAAGAAAUCCAUACUCAAUAUGUAUGUAUGCAAAAGUAAUUGAAGAGCUUAAAGAGAGAAAUGAAUCAUUAAAUCUACUUCAAGAUUUGUAAGAAAAAGAGUUAAAGUGCUUUUGA